UGCGUCCUACCUCCUGUGGCGGUAUCGUCGCUCCCAGUUCGGCCCACUCACUAUUUAUAGGACUGUGGAAGCGAGAAGGCGUGGAAAUGAGAGCUUGACCAGUUGCGAGCGGUGAUGUUGGAAAGCCAAGAAAACCCUAAGUCGUCCUCUAAGAAAUCACCAUCUGCGAGUGGCUCAAUCGACAUAUAUGCCGUGCAAUGUGGGAAAUGCCACAAAUGGAGGGUGAUCGGCACACAAGAAGAGUACGAAGACAUCAGAAGUAACUUCUCAGGGAACCCCUUCGUUUGCAGCAGGAAACCUGGCACUUCAUGCAAGGAUGCGGCUGAUAUAGAGAAGGAUGCAUCUAGAACGUGGGUGAUUGACAGGCCAAACAUACCAAAAACUCCAGAAGGUUUCAAGAGAAGCCUGGUUCUGCGAAGAGAUUUCACCAAGUUGGAUGCUUACUACAUCGCGCCUUCCGGGAAGAAAAUGAGGACCCGCAAUGAAAUAGCGGCUUUCUUGGAAGCAAAUCCUGAACACAAAGGUGUGUCCAUCUCGGAGUUCAGUUUUCACUGCCCCAAGAUAGUGGAAGAAACCAUUCCGGAGCAUGUUGAGAAGAGGGCUUCUGGCGGUGGCAGUGGCAGUAAUAAGAAAUCUAAAACAAUGAAAGAUCAAGAAUAAGCAGUUGGUGACAGGUGCCCGGUUCCUAGGGAAGCUGUUGUUUAACGUAGUAUGCUCGUGUGAUUAGCAUGGUGGGGUAAUUUUUGGGGGAUCUCCAGGCUUGGCUCUCUGUCUGUUCUCUGGCAUGCACUUGAAUCUAAUUUACAUGUGGACGUCUCGAGAGCAAGUGCUUUGUGUGUUCCUGUGGGUUAAUAUUUUCUUCCAAAAUGCGAUUAGAGGUUACUCCAGGAAAGGAAAGCUUGUUAAGUCAAAGCCAAAACUAAGAAGUUUGGCUUAAA
Molecule: messenger RNA, 938 nt
Organism: Rhodamnia argentea
Lineage: Eukaryota; Viridiplantae; Streptophyta; Magnoliopsida; Myrtales; Myrtaceae
Product: methyl-CpG-binding domain-containing protein 4-like
Exons: 2
Coding region: 115-660 (181 amino acids)
Molecular function (GO): zinc ion binding; DNA binding
Source: RefSeq, a predicted model, not a curated record